AUGUUGCCGGUCGAGGUUUCCAGAUCUCUAAGCCCACAAUGGCCUUGCCGGGAGGUUCAAUCGAGGCAGCUCGCAAGCCUACUUGCAUCCGGAGUUUCUAGCCCAUCUACUAUCGUGGUCCACGGAAUAUCCGCCACCUGCAAGUCAACAAUUGUCAGUAACGUCCUUGCCCGACUCGAAGUACCGCACGCCAUCGUUCGGAGCCCUGAAUGCAUCACGGGGCGGCAUUUAUUGACAAAGAUAUUGUGGGCCAUCCUGGAAGCCCUUGGACGGAAAGAUGAGUGGGAACGAUUCGGGAAAGGAAGAUGCGAACACGUCGGUUCCCUUGCGGUUCUGCUUGGCGAAUGCCUUGUUUCGAGCCCUGGACAGGCAAUUGGAAAGUUCGUUUUGGUUUUGGAUGGGAUUGAUAAACAGCGAGAGGCGCCGCCGACACUAUUAUCUGCGCUUGCAAGGUUGGGUGAAAUUAUACCAUCCCUCUCUGUCGUUUUAAUUCUCAGCUCUACACCACGCCCACUAUUCCUACAAUCCUCAGGUGUUCCACACAUUAGCUUUCCUCCGUAUACCCGCAAGGAGUCGAUUGCUAUCAUUUUGGCUGCUGGCGCACCGGCUGUGCUUAGCCUACCUACAGAAACGUCAGUGCGAUUGUACCCUCAAUUCGUCUCUGCCGUCUACGAUUCUUUGGUCGGACCAACUGCGAGCUCCAUACCGGUAUUUAGGAAGAUAUGCGAAAAGCUGUGGCCUCAGUUCGUUUCUCCAAUAACUAACGGUGAAACUCCGCCUGGUGGAAACGAAGCAUGGGAUUUCUCUCGACUUCUCGUGAAAAGCCGUUCCCUGUUCAGACUGCAGGGCGAGGACGCUUUAGUCCACCGUAUUGUUACGGAAGAUGCGCUGCCAUCCACCACAGAUGGCUCACUCUUCAAGCCGUCAUCGCUACUAUCCGCCGUCUCAGCACCUUCGCCUCUCCCUACCUUGCCCUACUUCGCUACCCUCGUCCUAACAUCCGCAUACCUAGCCUCCCAUACUCCACAACGAUUGGACACAAUCUUCUUCUCCAAAUUCUCGUCUUCGUCUUUGUCUGCGCGAAACAAACGUGCUCACCACAGGCGCCGUCUAAAGGUCCUCUCACAGGCGCAAGCAGCAGAAGACCGAGAAGCCAGCCAAGCGUCAAAACCAAGCAGACGAGGCAAAGGCAAGAGAACAAAGACUCGCAUCACCAAAUCCAUCCUUGAAAACGCCUUCGCUACCACCUCUGCAACAACCUCCGCUGCAGGUGGUGGCCCCGGUAUUACCGGGCCAUCAACCAUUCUAACUGCCCGUCCAUUCCCUCUCGAACGACUUCUCGCAAUCUAUCAUGCCAUUGACCCUAACCCACCCGCCAACUCGCUACGUGUCGCCGCCAUUUCUGACGCGAUCUACGCCGAACUCGCCACGCUACGUCGUUUACGACUAGUCGUGCCCGCCGCAGGACGUGCCAGCGGUAGUCGCAUGGGUCUUGGUUCAGCAGGGGUCAACAGUGGGAAUACCACAGCCGACGUCGGCGAGAAGUGGUGCGUGAAUGUCUCCGGCGACUGGGUUGGAGAGAUGGCCAAGGGAAUUGGAGUCGAGGUUGGGGAAUGGCUAGCUGGUGGGCUGGAUUAA
Messenger RNA from Aspergillus puulaauensis, 1638 nucleotides. RefSeq names its product origin of replication complex subunit 5 family protein. Gene Ontology annotation, biological process: DNA replication initiation; DNA replication. Gene Ontology annotation, molecular function: DNA replication origin binding. Gene Ontology annotation, cellular component: nuclear origin of replication recognition complex; nucleus. Bases 1 to 1638 code for a protein of 545 amino acids. NCBI's taxonomy places the organism in Eukaryota, Fungi, Ascomycota, Eurotiomycetes, Eurotiales, Aspergillaceae. The record is from RefSeq and is a predicted model, not a curated record. The transcript is spliced from 3 exons.